CACAUUCCAUGAACACCACUACCUCCUUUGGUGAUAAAGCAAGCCCAUGAUGCGUUGAGGGCGACAACGGGACCAUCGUCCUUAUACUUUACUGCUAAAGAUUAGCUUCAACUUAAGCUUGGUUGUGGACUCCGGCUUGCGGAAUGGGGAACUGUUUCUGCAUCCGCGAUUGUUACAGUGCCUUUGAUAAUUCGUGCGCCCAUGUUCCGUCGGCCGGGGCGACGAAUGGCAGCCCGUCCCCCUAUGACAAAAAGGAUACGCGUGCCUCCUCAGAGGUUGAGCGCAUAGGCACAGCCGGCGCAAACGACGGCCGUUUGGCCGCUGGAACAGGGGAGACCGGGGGAGCGUCGCCGAGAGACAUCCAGCAGCACCAUGAGCAUGACAUCGGUCUGCCCGGCCAAGUCGUGCCGGACAACAACACAGCUAGACCACACCGGCGGCGCAGAGCGGCUCGCAAGAAUCCAGAGGCAACAGAAGCACGUGGUCGACGAUCCAUAGGUUCAGCGACAGACGACACUGACGCUGACGCUGACGGCGGGUAUGACGGCGAAGAAGAUGACGACGAGGACGAGGAGGCGCGGGCUUACUGGGAGGCGAAGGAGCAGCAGCUACAGCAGCAGCAGGAGCAACUGCAGCAGCAACAAGAGCAGCUGCUGGAGAAGGAAGAGCUACUUCAGCGUAAGGAACAGCAACUAAGGCAAAAGGAGGAGCAGCUGCUUAGCCUGUUGGAAGAGAAGACCAACCUGCAGGGGCAGCUCUCAGCAAUGGCCGCAGCUGAGGCUGCGCUGCGGAAAGCGGGCAACGGUGCUGUCGCCCAGCUGCAGGAAAAACUCGCAGCGGCAGAGAAGCAGCUUGCUGAGGAGGUGGCGGUGCGAAAGGCUAACUCCACAGCGGUUGCAAACCUGCAGGAAAGGCUCGCGGCGGCAGAGGUGCGGCUUACAGAGGAGACGACGGUGCGGAAGGCGAGUGAUGCGGCUGCAGCCGACCUGAAGGCGAAGCUCACAGCGGCACUGGCGCAGCUGACGGAUGCGACCACGGUCAAGGACGCCAGCGUGCUUGCCACUGGUAAGCUGCAAACCAAGUACUCGGCAGUGGAGGUGGAGCUGGUGGAGGAGUCGACCGCGCGGAAAGCGGGUGAUGCGGCCAUUGUGCAGCUCAAGGAGAGGCUCUUGGCCGCCAAGGUCCAACUCACGGAGGAAUCCGCGGAGCGCAAGGCCAGCGACUCAGCCAUUGCCAAAAUGCAGGACAGACUUGCAUCCGCUAUUGUGCAGGUGACCGAUGAGAUUAUUGCGCGGAAAAAGAGCGACGCGCUGAUGGCUGGCCUCGAGAAGGACAAGGCGGAGCUCGAGGCGCAAGUCAAGGCGCUUCAGGCCAAGGGCGUCACCGCGGCUGCGGAAAAUAAAGCGCUGCAGGUCAAGGUUGCAGCGCUGGAAGUUGACCUGCAGAGGGCUCAGGCUUCAGCCGCGGAGCACCAGUCCCGACUGGAGGAGCUGCGGAAGGAGAUGGAGACGCUGGAGGUGUCUGCGCGAAUCGUACACGGGCAGCACGAGCUAGCACAGGCGCAGGUCCAGAUUCUGGAGCAGCAGAAGGCGGACCUGAGCAGGCCCACAUCCCGACCGCUGCCAGCAGAGGUCGCCGUCUCCGCCUUCAGCACCAAGGGCGUCAUGACCUUCCACAACGGCACCAUCCGCAUCCGCUGCCAGUGCGGGCACUGCAGGCGCGAGGAGCCCUACGGUCCCAAACCCUGGGCGGAGCACGCGCUGGAGGUGGAGAUCGCCUCCUACACCGCCGCCGGGAAGAGCCUGGAUAAGCUGCUCAAGCAGCCGCUGUACUGGCACCGCACGAUAAAGGUGGAUAGCAUGCCGGCGUACGGCGUUCGCAUCGUGGAUGACGGCGUGAAGAAGGACUUCAUUGGGCGGUUGCUCAACUACUAUGGAUACGACUGGAAGGGCGAAGGGAUUGAGUCCGUCUUCGGGCCCUAGUCGUGGAACGGACGAGGGCUGGAUAUGUAAGGUACUCCAACCAUUCCUCUUUCUCUUCGAUGACGAGGAGCAACACAGAGAGCAGGCCGCUGAACGGCCGGCUGGCAUGGACCAUCGCUCAAAUUGGAGUUGCGUGCGCUCAGGUUAUAACCAUCUGUUAUGGCCGUCCUAAACGCCCUGACGACAUCGACGACAUUGUUGCCUAUUUAGGUGCACCGUUCGGACGGAUGUGGAGCGUUCGAGCGACCGCCUUCAAUUCCUGUUACCGCGUCUGCUCGGUGCAGAUCCGUUCUCGGGCCGGAUUGAGAGUCGCAAGCAUGCGUGCCCUGCCCUGCUGAUGUCGUAGGGGUGGUGGGGCCGGAUGGCUAUGUGGGAUUGGUCGGUCGGCUAAACGUCCUGUCAUGGGCUUGCUCCGGCAUACCCCCGGAAAGGCAAUUGCAAGUGCGUGUUCCCUGUAGCAUCGUGACUCUGAAUGGUACCGCAUGCAGCGCUGAGCAAGAAUACUUGAGGAAUUACUUCAGGCAUGUGCAUACCUGUCCAUUAUGUAUGGCGCUAGAUGGGUAGGAGUGUGGUGCUUUCCCUGCAACUUCGGUCUGUUUGGGCUCGUUCCUGCUGUGUGCAUCGUGCCAUGUAGCUUAGCCUUGCCGUACUUUCUGGGUUAUGCGUUUUCCGGGCUUGACGGUUUGUUAGUUGCUGGAUGUUUAGGUCUGUUGAAGAAGCUGGUUAUUGUAGUUGCCUAGCUAUGCUGACGCAUGGCUGGCGUUGUGUAGGUGUUUCCUCUUUGCUGUAUGGCUGGAUGGCUUUUAGAGCUGGUGUUGUUCGCCGCGCCGUAACUGCUAAUGGCGAUAAAGGAGAUCUGACUUGCACUGUGCGACCAGUAAGCAGAACCAACUUUUGCAAAUGCGUAGGGGUUCACGGGAUAUGUGUUUGUCCGUAGCGCUUUCAGUUCGGUCUGAUUCAUGGUUGGAGUUGUGCGUGGUUGAAGUGCCGAAAAGCCGUAAAGCAGCCGUGCCCGGCAAGUAUGUGCUUUACCUGGACAUGUUUCCCUACGUUGGAUCACCAUGUUAUCGUAUACGCGCGGCUUAGUGCUAGGGAGGUCUUGGUGAGCUGUGGGAAGGUAAUUUAUGUAUGAUGCUAUUGACUCGCAAUUCUGCGAUCUGGCUACAGCCAUUCUUUUGGGGAUGUGGGGAACCACUCUCACUAGCAGGAAGAUUGUACGCAGGGGUGUUUGCGUGGGGUUUCCGUAAGGUAUGCUGCUGCAUACGUAAGGGAUGCCUCGUAUGCCGUACGGUGGUUUGCAACGUACGCUAUCAACUUCCAAUUGCACCCUACAGGCCUGGUAACUAUACCAUGCAUGCAUGCAGUCUUAGCUCGCAUUGUGCGGUCAUCACCGCCUUACCUUGCUUAUGGUUUCUAUUCGCUUCAUCCUUGUUGCUCUCUUGGCGGGUCUGGGCGCUCACGGAUUACCAAGCUCUUUGCCGAGGCUUGUCCGGCUGAUUGCGGCGCUGCCAUAGCCUUUGGACCAUACAUGCAUCCACUGAGUACUCCGUUGUAACAGAUACUCACUGAA
Molecule: messenger RNA, 3552 nt
Organism: Astrephomene gubernaculifera
Lineage: Eukaryota; Viridiplantae; Chlorophyta; Chlorophyceae; Chlamydomonadales; Astrephomenaceae
Source: the annotation of a GenBank genome assembly